Molecule: messenger RNA, 554 nt
Organism: Sceloporus undulatus (fence lizard)
Lineage: Eukaryota; Metazoa; Chordata; Lepidosauria; Squamata; Phrynosomatidae
Gene: C1H11orf91
Product: chromosome 1 C11orf91 homolog
Exons: 2
Coding region: 1-507 (168 amino acids)
Source: RefSeq, a predicted model, not a curated record
AUGAGCCACCAGCAACAGCCCCCUCCACCCCCUCGGCCACCACCCCCUCUCUACUUUCCUUCCCUCUAUGACCGAACAACACAAAACACCCCCCUAACUGACUGCAGCCUCUGGCGAAAGCUUUUUGUGCCAUUGCGAGGGAGUGAAGUUGGACCCACUGGCCCUCAGAGACCUCCGCCUGGGCUUGGCAUCCUCCCACCAGCCAAUGACCGCUGCUGCGCACCUCCUUGGCCACCAGGCCUGGCUCCCAUCCCAUAUGAGCCAUUGCGCUUCUUCUGUCCUUCUGCCGAGAGCAUGCCUCAGUAUGGUACUGGAAUACAUCAGCAGCAACAGCCAGAUGGGGAGAUCUGUGAGCUUGGCAUCCGUCUGAAGGAGCUAGAAUUGCUGGCACUCACUGGGGAUGGCUCAGAUCCACAGCAGUAUAAGCUUCUGAAGGCUCUAAAAGAUGAGAAGACACAAGAUGUAAUGACUGGAUUGACUCUGAAGAAAAAUUCACCUGCAUCAUGAGAGUUAUUUACGUCUGAUCUCACAUGAUUCUAUGGACAUUGUGUAUU